Molecule: messenger RNA, 1079 nt
Organism: Lolium perenne
Lineage: Eukaryota; Viridiplantae; Streptophyta; Magnoliopsida; Poales; Poaceae
Source: RefSeq, a predicted model, not a curated record
CUUGGAUUCUGCAGUACCUGUUCCACAUGAUUGGCAAGAGGCAAAGAAAUACCCAGAAUGGAGGAUGGCAAUGCUAGAAGAAAUGCAAGCACUAGACAAAAACAACACAUGGGAGAUGAUGACAAGGAGAUAUCACAUCUGAAGGAGAUGUUGUCAAAAUCAUUUGAAGUCAAGGACUUGGGGUAUCUUCACUACUUCCUUGGAAUCGAGGUUGCAUAUGGUAUUCAAGGUAUUUAUCUCUCACAAAGGAAAUAUGUACUCGAUUUACUUGCGGAGACUGGAAUGCUCAACUGUAGACCAGCAAUCACCCCCGUUGAAUCAAAUCAUCGCACUUUAGCAGAAUUUGGUGAUCCAGUGGAUAAACACCAAUAUCAAAGACUAGUGGGGCGCUUAAUCUACCUAUCACACACCAGACCGGACAUUGCAUAUGCAGUUAGUGUUGUCAGUCGAUAUAUGCAUGACCCUCGCACCGGUCACUUGGAUAUUGUGAAUCGUAUCUUACGGUAUCUUAAAACCUGCCCUGGGAAGGGUAUCUUGUUCUCCAGAAAUGGGCACCUAAAGAUAGAAGGUUACACAGAUGCAGACUGGGCUGGGUGCCUAGAUGAUAGAAAAUCAACCACAGGCUAUUGUGUGUUUGUUGGUGGUAACUUGGUUAGUUGGAGGAGUAAGAAACAGAACGUAGUUUCCAGAUCCACAGCGGAAGCAGAGUUUAGAGCUAUGGCCUCGGGCUUAUGUGAGUUGAUGUGGCUGCGGAUAUUAUUGAUGGAACUAGGGCUCUUUGAUAAUACACCCCUUCAACUCUACUGUGAUAAUCAAGCUACAAUCAGGCUUGUGAAUAAUCCCGUUCAUCAUGAUAGGACAAAACAUAUCGAAAUAGAUAGGCACUUCAUAAAAGAGAAGAUAGAUGGGGGAUUAAUUCGAGUCCAGUUUGUUAGAUCUGGAGAACAAAUCGCUGAUAUGUUGACCAAAGGAGUGUGCAAUGUAUCUUUUAUGAAAAUCUGUAGCAAGAUGGGGCUCUUAAAUAUAUUUGCCCCAUCUUGAGGGGGAGUGUUGGAGUUGUGUUAGAUAUUUGUAUAGUA